AUGGCUUCCGAUUCUACCCCAAAUCCAAAGGCUUUCCCAUUAGCCGAUUCUGCUUUGACUGAACAAAUUUUGAGUGUUGUUCAACAAGCUGCAAAUUUGAGACAAUUAAAGAAAGGUGCCAAUGAAACCACCAAAACCUUGAACCGUGGUAUUUCUGAGUUCAUCAUUAUGGCUGCUGAUUGUGAACCAAUUGAAAUUUUAUUGCAUUUGCCAUUGCUAUGUGAAGAUAAAAACGUUCCAUACGUUUUUGUUCCAAACAAGCAAGCUUUAGGUAGAGCCUGUGGUGUUUCUAGACCAGUAAUUGCUGCUUCCAUCACCACUAAUGAUGCCUCUACUAUUAAGAGCCAAGUUUACUCCGUUAAGGAUAAGAUUGAAACUUUGUUGAUUUAG
Messenger RNA from Saccharomycodes ludwigii, 390 nucleotides. It is a transcript of the gene SNU13, whose product is annotated as RNA binding protein SNU13. The record is from RefSeq and is a predicted model, not a curated record. Bases 1 to 390 code for a protein of 129 amino acids. NCBI's taxonomy places the organism in Eukaryota, Fungi, Ascomycota, Saccharomycetes, Saccharomycodales, Saccharomycodaceae. Gene Ontology annotation, cellular component: precatalytic spliceosome; nucleolus; small-subunit processome. Gene Ontology annotation, biological process: maturation of SSU-rRNA; mRNA splicing, via spliceosome; ribosome biogenesis. Gene Ontology annotation, molecular function: RNA binding. The transcript has a single exon.